Molecule: messenger RNA, 254 nt
Organism: Rotaria sordida
Lineage: Eukaryota; Metazoa; Rotifera; Eurotatoria; Philodinida; Philodinidae
Source: the annotation of a GenBank genome assembly
AUGUCAUUUUUUCCAAUUUAUCGUUUUCGUGAUUUCGAUGAUCCAUUUGAUCGUUACUUUGGUGAUCAACUGGAUUUCUUUGAUCCAUGGCGUGAUUUUGAAACAUUUCCAACAGCUCUUUCUAUUCGACCAAAUGCUUUUCGAUGGAUUAAUGAACCUUCACGUUUACCACGUCAUCAUCAUCAUCAUCAUCAUCACGGUACUCAACCAACAUCAUCAACACCACAUGCAGAAAAAUUUCGUGUACAACUUAA